CUGGGGUGAGGGGGUGGGAGGAGCUGUGACCGAUAUGAGAUAGGAAGGAGCAGGAGGGAUGUGGGGAGGAGGUGGGGGGCGAGUGCUUUCGGUGGCGUUUGGGAGUGAGUGAGUAGCGACAGAGAGAUGGAAUGGACCCGAUCAUCGCAGAGGGCCCUGUCCGCGUGAGAGACGCCAAGAAGUGGAAGUCACGAUGGGUGGUGCUGAGCAAGCCCUCUCCUGUGGCAGACUGCCUGAUGCUGCUCGCGUUCAAGAGCCGCUCCGAGUGGCUCAAGGGCGCGCGGCCGAGGAGCUGCGCUCGCCUCCAGGAUGUGUGCGCGGUGAGCACUGGGCUGGCGCUGCACAGCGCCGCUCACGUCCUCGCCGUCAGCUGCCCCUCGCUCUGCCUGCUGCUCGCCUUCGAGCGUCGCGACGUCAUGAGCGCCUGGGACGCCCGGCUGCGCUACAGCCUGGGAGAGGCGCACAGCUUCGCGGUGACGCUGGCGCCCGGCAGCCGCCUGGAGGAGGGCCCCGGCACCCUGCACUGCGUGAACCAGACGUGCGCGCUCACGCGGGGCGCGCCACCCCGCCUGCUGGCGCGAUGGAAGCUGCCGGAGCUGCGGCGCUACGGCGCCGUGCCGGGCGGGUUCGUCUUCGAGGCGGGGUCCCGGUGCGGCGCAGGGGCUGGCGUGUACUUCCUGUCGAGCGCUGAGGGCGAGCAGAUGCACUUUGUGUUCGACUGCGUGGCCCGGGGCCUCUCUCCGUCGCACGCUCCGUUCGGCAUCAAGCCUGCCCUGCCAGACCUGGGAGGAGGAGGUGGGGAGUCGCGUCGCAAUGACAGCGUCAACAAGGAGACGCAGGAGCUGGAGAUGAGGCUCAGCCUCCUGUCCCUGGCCAGUGGGGACGGCAGCCCAGCCUCCAGCCUGCCCUCGUCCUCGCCGCUGAGCUCCCAGCCGAGUCUGAGCGAGGGCCGCUCCACCCCGAGCGGCCUCAGCGACGACGCGUCCCUCCCGCCGGCGGGCAGCGCGCUCAGCAUCUCCACCACCACCGCCACGACGUCGUCGUCAUCGUCGUCGUCGUACGGCGAGCCGCGCCGGGCGAUCGCCGCCGCGGACUGCGACCGCGCCGCCGGAAAUCUCGCCAGGGGGCGGUCGCCGGACGUCGCCGCGCCGCGGCUGUCGCGGGCGCAGCAGCUCAGCUCGCUGGAGAGCGGCAUCGGCAGCGGCAGCCUGGACUCGUCGUCGCGCGGGAGCGUCGCGUCCUCGUCCUCGUCGUCGGCGGCGUCGUCGUCGGCGGCGGCGGGCUCGCGCUGCGUCGCCGGCGCUCCCCGCCGCCCCUGCUCGCGACCCGCCGACGCCGCGGCGACGGUAGCCGCCGUCGGCGUCGCCGCGGCCUCCGCCGACGCCCUCGUCGGCGGAGGCGUCGACGGUGCCGGCGGAGCGGCCGGCGGGCGUUCGCGCGGCGGCGGCGGCGGCGGCUGCGAGAGAGACGGCGCCAACGACGACGAAGCCGGUGAGCGGGCGACGCGGCGCGACCGCGCCUCACCGCGCGACCCGGCCUACAGCUCGCCCCGGCCCCUCGCCGGGCAGGGCUGCGGCUGCCUGCGGUGCUGCGCAAGCACCGUUGCGGCUACCGUGAGCGCCGCCGCCGCCGCCGCCGCCGCCGCGAGCGAUGACAAAUCCUCGACGCGCCAUCACCGCCGGGCGGACGCGGACAGAGCGCGCCCGUUCCUGCGCCGUCAGCUGCUGGCGGCGUCGUCGUCGCUGGACGUCCCCCCGCGGGAAGCCGCGGAUUCGGGGUCGCCGCGAGUGGCCGCGAUGCUCCAGACGCGCUCGCUGAGCCACGACGUGCCGCAGUCCAAGAUGAGCGCCGAGGAGUUCGACUGGCUCUCGCUGCUGGCCAAUCAGGAGGUGCGGCGGGGCCUGGGGCCGCACGGCAUCGUGGGAGGCGGGCGCGCCGCCACCCUGCCGUCGGACGGCGGUGCCGGCGCCGGGGACCGAUCGGGGGCGCGCGCCGCGCCCGGGCCCUACUUGACCUUCGAGCAGUGGCGCAGAGCGACGCUGGAACCGCAGAGGAGGCCGCAGCAUGACGACGAGACGAGUGUACCCAGUCCCCUGCGCAUCGUGGAGAGAUCCCUGGACCCUGGAGACCUGGAGGAAACAAACGCGGGGCUGAGAGACGCAGGUGCACAAGGCAUGGAUCGAGCAGCAACGCUGACUCCAGUCACCCGUCUGUAACUGAGCGGAGCGGGGGCGUCAACACAGGGUGGGGCCGGAGCCAGCGGCACAGCGGGAGAUCGGAGAACACAGGAGGACGGGGGUGGGGGGCAGGACGGGGGGCAGGAGGACGAGGAGGGGACAUUGCGGUGGGAGGAAAGAACUUCACGGCGGCUGCGUUGGGUACACACAAUUCUGCGGGGGGGGGGAGGCUGCUGAGGUACUCGGGACCAGUGGCGGCUUCUCGUUCAGGGCCGGUUGGAGCUGGUUAGGGCCGGUGAGGGCUGGUUGGGACCGGUUGGGACCGGUUGGGGCCGGUUAGGGCCGGAUGGGGCAGGUUGGGGCCUGGUGAGGGCCGGUGAGGGCCGGUGGGGCCGAUUGGGGCCGGAUGGGGCCGGUUGGGGCCGGUUGGGGCUGGAUGGGGCCGGUUGGGACCGGUUGGGACCGGUUGGGGCCGGAUGGGGCCGGUUGGGGCCCGGUGAGGGCCGGUGGGACCGGUUGGCGCCAGUUGGGUUGGUGGGGCCGGUUGGGACCGGUUGGAACCGGUUGGGACCGGUAGAGCAGCUCAUCAUCGCCCCCCCCACCUCUCAUUCCCCCACUCGCUUCCCCAACCUUGCAUGACCCAACCAGUCCAAUCGCCCACUGGCACCCACCGCUGUGGGACAUCGGCUGCCUUGAACAUGCGCACGAGGAGGGCUCCUUGCCUAGAAUGGGCCGCGAAAUUGCGUGCUGCCGCAGGUCACGCCAGCAGCUACUUUGGUCUCGCGAUUCCGCCCGGCCCUCCGACGCCUCUCUUUCCGCUGUCUGUGCAAUUGCCACAGGAGACAAAGCGGUUGGGUUUUUUUUCCACUGCACAAGCCGAACUGUGCCACUGACUUCACAAGCCCCCCCACCCCCCACACCUCUUCCUGCCCACCGUGUGGCCCUGCUCGGCACAAAGCGAAAUUCAGGUGUCCCGUAAGGCCGGUGUAGCACGGUUUGGUACUGGCUAGGCAUGGCAAAUAGCCGGUGGAAAAUCACCGUGCGCCAUGCGAGCAUCCGUGCCAUGAGGCCCCCCCCACCAUCCUCCAUGGCUCGGCUCGGAUGUGCCAGUGGAAAAAGAAUGUGGGGUAUAAUUCCCUCCAAGCACCAGCCUCAUCUCUCGCCCGCCUGUCGCCUCUCCGCGACCAACAAACAACCAACAACAAACUCUACCUCCCGAGAAACAUCACGACACAAUCCUCCCGCAGUCCUCCCGCCGACGUCGUCAAACUUUCCAUUCCCGCCCUCUCUCCACCGUCGGCAUCCACCCCUGGCUUCUGGGCCCUGCGUUUUGCUUUUUUUUAUACUGCGGGUCACGGCCUUGACGUUGCCUGGGCCCCCGUGGGGGAGAUGCCAAUGGGA
Messenger RNA from Petromyzon marinus (sea lamprey), 3578 nucleotides. The record is from RefSeq and is a predicted model, not a curated record. Lineage: Eukaryota; Metazoa; Chordata; Hyperoartia; Petromyzontiformes; Petromyzontidae.